UCACGUAAUUUAUGGACACCCCCUUAACAAGUCUAACAAGUUUUGCCUGAGACUCGCCAAGCUUCACUGUUCGGUGUUAUACUUAAAAUUUGUGAUGUUACUGUGUUAUAAAAUUCGGCAUCAUUGGCGCAAGCAGCUGAUAAAAUAUGAAUUUGCAAGCUAGUUGUUCAUCAUUUUGUUAUACCUAAAUAAUAUUUUAUUUUACACUCUCAUAUAUCGUAUAAUCUAGGUAUGAUUCAUUAUUUAUCUUAUAGCGCGCCUAACUACAACACGCCGCAAUCCCGCCGGCCGCCUGCCCUCGCGCCCGCGCGCCUCAUCCCGCGUUUCCUAAAUGUCCAAACAGUUCUCGCUCGGGGUGGCAACGUGCGCGGUUGCGACUCGUACUGUUAUACCCUUACUGUUAUAUGGGUUGCAACGCUGACAAUUGCAUCCGUCAGCACUUUCAGUACUUCUCAUGCAUUUCAAUUGGAGUGUCUUAGUUAGUCUUUUACUAUCCGCCGGACUAAACAUUCGCCUUUUCUAUUUCAAAUUUGCUAUUUCGUAAAAAGUUUAUAAUAAAGUUUCCCAGUGUAAAAUCAAAGUUUCUUUUUUAAAAACCCAAAUCUGAGAGACCGUAUAAUAAUGGUGGCAGCGUAAAAGGAUUUUAAUUAUCCCUGGAAUCCAAAACCAGUGCUAUACCCUAGUGAAAAACAUAAAAAGUGAUAAAUCAUCAUCAUCAUCAUCUUCUUCACCGUCAUCACCGCCGACGCCGUAAGGUCUGGCGUCCUGCCUUCUCCUUGUCUAAAGAGGAGACUCCAGCUGUGGACUCCUGGGGGUCUUGGACACCCCUGGUCGACGUCCAACCCAAGGCCCUUAAAGGGGGCUUCUCCGACUCUUCGCCGCUGAACCUCAAAGUUGAGGUUCACUCACCCACUGCAAUCGGAAGGUGAAACUUCAUCAUGUUGGUGCUAUUCCUGUGAGUUAUAUCUUUCUUAACUUUGUUCCUGAAUUUUACCGUGAUAGUGCUCAGUGAAUAUAUUCCCAAACCAAUCAUAUUUCAUCAUAAAAAAAAAAAGUAAAAACAAUAUUCCCUAAAACUUCUAUUUACAUAUAGUCAGUGGUCCUGAUCUUGCUAGUAAGUGAUUGAAAUUGAGUUACUAAGAUUACUGCACUGCAACUGCAUAGACUACAUUGGACCGCCCACAUCGCCGCAUACCUCCAUACUAUCUUCUAAGAACUGAUAAGAACGUCUCACAGUGUUCAGUUUUAAAUUGAACUAUUUUAUUGUGUUAUACAUUGUGAUAUAAUAUCUAUAACCUUACAUUAAGACCACGGACUUUACUUAUUGCUAUUUACUACUAAGUUAAUUACAAUUGUUAAAAUGAGCAAAAGGGAGGAAGCACAAAUGUCUCAAAUCGAUCUGAAUGUUUUAAUAAAAUUUGUGGGAACUUUCGACGGUUCCCGCGAAAAACUAAGCCCAUUCUUAAACAACUGCCGUAAUGCUAUUAACUUAGCGUCAGCCUCACAGACUGAUACUCUAUUAAAAUAUAUCCUUAGCCGCCUAGAAGGUAAAGCCGAAACUGCUUGUGACGUGAAAGAAUUCACUUCAUGGUCUCAAUUAGAAGAUUUUCUUAAAACGCAAUUUGGUGAAUCCAAGCACUAUGCCUAUCUUCUAUCAGACCUACAAGAGUGCAGACAGGGCCGUAAUGAGACAGUCAGCCACUAUUCAUUAAGAGUUGAAGCAUGUCUUGCAAAACUUUUGACUGAAAUUAAUAUUUCAAUUCCGACUAGAAAAAAAGAUGAGCUUGCGGGCCGUGUAGCAGCCAUGCAAGACUUGGCACUAAAUGUAUUUAUAAUUGGACUCCAACCGGGGUUGUCCACCGUGGUGAGAUGUAGGGACCCCGGCAGUCUCAACGAGGCCAUAAACUUUGCCACGGCUGAGGAAAAGAUACUCGGCAUAUCUAGAAAGUACCAGGGGCCAUCAACUAGUCAAUAUAGCCCCGACCAACGCAAACCGAAUUAUACACAAAACAAUACUUCGUCUUUCUCAAGGCCGCGGCCUCAAAACCAACCCCCAUUUAGACCAAAUUCUAGCGCCCCAAUUUGCAGAUACUGUAAAAACAUAGGCCAUACAAUCGAAAACUGCAGAAAACGCGAGUACAAUAAUCAAAAUAGGCGAUUUAACCAAAAUCGAGCUCCGCAAAACGCAGUUCACGCUGUGACGUCGCCCGACGCCGAAGGCGUCGACUUAGUGAAUCAUGAUUUAAACGACUCCAGCUUCCCGUUCCGUAUCGUGCGGGAAGAAUAAACGGGAAAAUCGAUACCAAUUAUUUGCCACUGAAUCGCGCUGUAUCAAACAACAAAAGUUGCCAAUCCAAUGCUCGUGGUACCUGUCAACCGCUGUUUCUAAUCCCACGUAUAUUUCAGGUACCAAUACUAGUUCGCCACUGUAUCCCGCUGUUUCGCGCAACAAAUGUUGCCAAUCCCGUGGUGCUCCUAUCGCUGUUUCCAAUCCCGUAUCAAUUGCGAGCACCAAUACUAAUUCAUCACUGUAUCCCGCUGUUUCGCGCAACAAAUGUUGCCAAUCCCGUGGUGCUCCUAUCGCUGUUUCCAAUCCCGUAUCAGUUGCGAGCACCAAUACUAAUCCAUCACUGUAUCCCGCUGUUCAGUGCAACAAAAAUUGCCAGCCCAACACUCGUGAUGCCUCAACCGCUGUUUCUGUUCCCACAUAUAUCUCAGGCACCGACCCAAAACCAAAACUACUAUAUUCCGAAGUGUUGCGCAAACAAAAUCACCAACUUCAAAUUAUUAAUACUUCAACCGCUGUUUCUAAUCCCAAACCAAACUCUGACCCUUCAAAGAAAAACAACACUAUCGCGCCACAGAAUCCUAAUUUUACGCAAAUUCCAACCUCGUCUGCCAAAUUCACUGAAUCCCUUGCUAAAUCAUGCCCGUCUUGCUUUACUCUUGGAAAAGAAAAAGACACCUCUAAAACUUACAAUAUCAUAACUAACCCAACUAAAAAAUACUUACCUUUUGUCGAAGUUCAAACGUCAAUAUCUUCCAAACCCUUGAGUCUUCUAGUUGAUAGUGGUGCAUCAAUCAGUCUCCUUAAAGUAAAUUCAAUAGAAAAGAUGCCGGAGCUUGUGAAACAUAUUAUAAAAUUCAGCGGAGUGACUAACGGCACCAUGAAGUCACUUGGCCAUGUACAAGUAAAUUUCAACACCCUGAACAAUCAUUUUCAUGUUGUCCCCAACUUAGAUUUCCCAUACGAUGGUAUUAUUGGCAAUGACUUCCUUUCUAAACACAACUCGAAAAUUGACUAUUCUGAGAGAAUACUUACAAUAAAUAAAAUUAAACUAGAACUCAAAUUCACUGAACCGAUGUUUACAAUUCCGGCCCGUUCUGAAGCUAUAAUCGAAUGUCCUGUUCAAAAUCCUGACGUAAAAGAAGGAAUCAUUUUUGAUCAAAAUCCGAAUGAUGCUCUCCUCAUUGCAAAUUGUAUAGUAAAAGUAAAACCAAAUGGCCGUGUCAACGUUUCCGUAGUAAAUAUCUCUGAAUCUCCAGCGCAUAUUGACACUCAACUGAAACUUCAACUCCUUCCUCUAGAAACAAUAGAUCGCGAACAAAGUUUACAUAUUGCAGAAAAUAUUAACCAAAUUAAUAUUCAUACCCGAACAGAAGAGGUCUUGAACCAGUUACGGGUCUCUCACCUAAAUGAUGAGGAAACAAAUUCACUUUACGACCUCUGCGCUUCAUACUCUGAUAUCUUUCAUAUCCCUGGUGACAAGUUGACUUAUACCGACGCUAUCCAACAUGAAAUUGCUACCUCCUCUUCAAUUCCAAUAAAUACCAAAUCCUACCGUUUCCCUGAAAUUCAUAAACAAGAAGUUCAAUCCCAAAUUAACAAGAUGCUUGAAGAAGGCAUUAUAAAACCUUCUACAUCUCCAUGGUCUUCUCCGAUAUGGAUUGUCCCAAAGAAAGCCGACGCUUCUGGUCAACGCAAA
This is a messenger RNA of Manduca sexta (tobacco hornworm), 3986 nucleotides long. RefSeq lists its product as uncharacterized. The coding region runs from base 1361 to 2287 and encodes 308 amino acids. NCBI's taxonomy places the organism in Eukaryota, Metazoa, Arthropoda, Insecta, Lepidoptera, Sphingidae. The record is from RefSeq and is a predicted model, not a curated record. The transcript has a single exon.